Messenger RNA from Pongo pygmaeus (Bornean orangutan), 4902 nucleotides. RefSeq names its product pleckstrin homology and coiled-coil domain containing D1 (gene PLEKHD1). The record is from RefSeq and is a predicted model, not a curated record. The transcript is spliced from 13 exons. Lineage: Eukaryota; Metazoa; Chordata; Mammalia; Primates; Hominidae. The coding region runs from base 249 to 1769 and encodes 506 amino acids.
CCUCCCCGCCGAGUUCCCGCCCGGCCCUCUGCAAUCCCAAGCCCAAGCCGCCGGCUACGCGCCCCGCGCCCCCUUGGCGCCGCGUCCAGUGCCCAGCGCGCUUUGAAUGCUGCAGCUCCGGGCCGGGCCGCUCCGCUUCUCUGCUCGCUGGGACGCUCUCCGACGGCUCCGCCCUCGCCCCUCGCCCCGCGUCCCUGCAGACCCCGGGGAGGUGGGGUCCGGGCCGGGCACAGCCCCGCUGAGGCAGGAUGUUCACGUCCAAGUCCAACUCGGUGUCGCCCUCGCCGUCCCUGGAGCAGGCUGACUCGGAAGCCCUGGACAUCAGCACCAAAGUGCAGCUCUACGGCGUGCUGUGGAAGCGGCCUUUCGGCAGGCCGUCGGCCAAGUGGUCCCGGCGGUUUUUCAUCAUCAAAGAGAGCUUUCUGCUUUACUACUCUGAGAGCGAAAAAAAGAGCUUUGAAACCAAUAAAUACUUCAAUAUACAUCCUAAGGGCGUCAUCCCUCUGGGGGGCUGCCUGGUGGAGCCCAAGGAAGAGCCUAGCAUGCCCUAUGCCAUGAAGAUCUCCCACCAGGACUUCCAUGGGAACAUCUUGCUUGCUGCUGAGUCGGAGUUUGAGCAGACCCAGUGGCUGGAGAUGCUACAGGAGUCUGGGAAGGUGACCUGGAAGAAUGCCCAGCUGGGAGAAGCCAUGAUCAAAAGCCUGGAGGCCCAGGGGCUGCAGUUGGCUAAGGAAAAGCAGGAGUAUUUAGACAAACUGAUGGAAGAGACCGAAGAACUCUGCCUUCAGAGGGAGCAGAGAGAGGAGCUUGAGCGCCUUAACCAGGUGCUGGAGGCCGAGAAGCAGCAGUUCGAGGAGGUGGUGCAGGAGCUGAGAAUGGAGCAGGAGCAGAUCAAGAGGGAGCUGGAACUGACUGCAAGAUGCCUUAAGGGUGUAGAACAAGAGAAAAAGGAACUGAGGCACCUCACGGAGUCCUUGCAGCAGACACUGGAGGAACUCUCCAUAGAGAAGAAGAAAACCCUGGAAAUGCUGGAGGAGAACGAGAACCACCUGCAGACACUGGCCAAUCAGAGUGAGCAGCCCCCUCCCAGCGGGGGCCUCCAUAGCAACCUCCGGCAGAUCGAGGAGAAGAUGCAGCAGCUCUUAGAGGAGAAGCUCCUGGCAGAGAAGCGGAUGAAGGAGAACGAGGAGCGCUCACGGGCCCUGGAGGAGGAGCGUGAGUUCUACUCCAGCCAGUCCCAGGCACUGCAGAACUCGCUGCAGGAGCUGACGGCAGAGAAGCAGCAGGCUGAGCGGGAGCUCAAGGCUGAAGUGAAGGUCCGCAUGGACCUGGAGAGGCGUCUCCGGGAGGCAGAGGGGGCCUUGCGAAGCCUGGAACAGGGGCUGAAUUCCAAGGUGCGGAAUAAGGAGAAGGAGGAGAGGAUGCGGGCUGAUGUGAGCCAUCUGAAAAGGUUCUUUGAGGAGUGCAUCCGGAAUGCCGAGCUGGAGGCCAAGAUGCCCGUGAUCAUGAAGAACUCCGUGUACAUCCAUAAGGCAGCCACUCGCCGCAUCAAGAGCUGCCGCUUCCACCGACGCCGGUCCAGCACCUCCUGGAAUGACAUGAAGCCGUCCCAGUCCUUCAUGACCUCCCAGCUGGAUGCCAACAACAUGGAGGAGCUAAAGGAGGUGGCCAAGCGGCUCAGCAGGGACCAGCGCUUCCGGGAAUCCAUCUACCACAUCAUGGUCACCCAGCCUGGAGCCCCCUCGGCGCUCUCACGGGGUGGAAAGUGAUGGGCGCUCCUCCCCUGCUUCCCAAGUCUCCCCUGGAUGGGCGGGGGAGGGGAAGGGGUGGCAGAGGGAGGCCUCACUCUACCAGCUCCUGGCCUCUCUGAUCUGGAGCCUACGUCUCCCCUGGGCCAGAGCUCCACUUGGGGGCCAACCUUGCCCUCAAAGGACAUGGACGCUGCCUUCCUCAUCCUCACCCCACAUCCCACCUUUGGGUCCACACCAGGGCCAUGCAGGCCUGAGCUGGGUGCUGGUUGUCAUGGUGAGGUGAGGACAGGACCUGGUUGUAUGUGGAGAUUUGUGUCUGUUAGGGAGUGGGGUGGGGAGGUGCUGUCUACCACUGUGCCGUCAGGCAGGGCCUGCCCCACUGAGGAAGAUGGCAGCCCUCCCUGGUGCCCACUGGACCUCUCUGGGACUCUGCUGCCCUGCCCCUGGUCCUCAUGUAGAAAGGCCUCGCCUCCCCACCUUGACAUUCCCUUUUCCCCGGGAUUUCCUAACCCUCCCUUUGCUUCUGACACUGAGCAAAAUGUCCCUCAGCUGAGGCCCCUCAUUUACACCACAUCAUGGUGUAGGGAGGAAAGGGGCCUAGGACAGCAGCUUCUGGGCUCCUGACAUACCACACACCCGCCACAGUGCUGCUUUUCCUGAGCUCAGGCCCUGGCUGCGGGGCCACCCACUGAUUCCCCUCCCGCUCUGGUGAGCUCACUCACAGCCUCGGUACCCUGCGAGGGUUGAAUGAUGGCGCCAUGUCCCUCCUGCCUGUGCACCUAGGGUCCUGGCUGGGAGCUGGGGACAGCAGUGAUGCUGGGAACUCCCCCAGAGGACACGUAACAAGCUCAGGAGUGGGCUGGGCACAGUGGCUCACGCCUGUAAUCCCAGCACUUUGAGAGGCCCAGGCGGGAGGAUUACUUGAAGUCAGGAGUUUGAGACCAGCCUGGCCAAUAUGGCAAAACCCUGUCUCUACAAAAAAUAAAAAAAUAAAAUAAAUAGCUGGGCAUGGUGGUGCAUGCCUGUAGUCCCAGCUACUUGGGAGACUGAAAUGAGGGGACUGAUUGAGCCUGGGAGGUUGAGGCUGCAGUGAGCUGAGAUUGUGCCACUGCACUCCAGCCAGGGUGACAGGGCAAGACCCUGCCUCAAACAAACACAAGCAAAACAAGCUCAGGAGUGAAGGAAAGUCACUCUGGUUCCAGCAUUAUGUACUCCCGGUUGGGCAGGGAGGCAGUGUUCCUGCUGGUCGAAAGAUCACAGAUGUCUCCUUCCCAGCUGCCCCUGCUUCAGUCACCUUGCUGCCUCCUCUCCCUGCAGAGAUUUCAGCCUGUGAAACAAUGUGAUCAUGAACUCCGGCAGAUGGGGACCCUGGGCCUGUGAUGAGGCCAGUGGUCAUUGGUUGGCUCAGUGUCACUGGGAGUGAAGCUGAAACGCCAAUCUGCAGCUUCUGUGGAAGACCACCACCCUCCAGGGGGCUGAGGGGUGUGUCUGUCCCUCACUCAUGGACAGACAGACUGCCCAGCCCCUCUCCCUGCAGGCCCACCCUCCAAAGCUACCUGAGGCUAUUGGUCUCCAGAAAAGGGGUCCAUCUGGGAUCAGGGUGCUCUUGGACACUGUUGGCAUUAAAGGUGCUCAUUCUUUGCUGCUUGGAAAACCAAGAGGUUCUGAGAGAUAGACAGAUGGCUUCGGGGCAAGUCCCAGCAAAAGGUGCAAGAACCUGGGAGCCCACAACCUAUUCUGUGGGAAGAGGAGCAUUGUUGCCUCUAAGAACACAUGCACAUCUGCUGCUAGGCUGGCCAAGCCCAGGCCAGGCUGCCCUGCUCUUUGCCCAGUGCUUCCUGCCAAAACUAAUCUCAGUGGUUCCUUUCAGUGAUGGGUGGACUUUGGUGGCUUCAUACCAUCUCUGCAGAAUCUAGCUGGGGAGAGGGCUGAGUCAGUUUGUAAUAAAUGCAUUUGACACGGCUGAGCCUAAAUGUAAAACUUUAAACAUGUAUAACAUGCAUAAACCUGGAACUUGUUUCUCUAACACAUAUGAAUGAUGAACUUUGAAUUGAAGGGGAAUAUUUAUAAAACCAAGAUUACUGUUUCCUUUUUUAAAAAGAAUUAAUCAUGGCUUGCUUUUAGAGAGAUCUUUCAUAAAUUUUCAAAUGCAUUUGUUUUUCUUGGGCAAGCUAUUAACCAGACAGGAAAGCGCUAGUCUUCGUUUGCUUUGUACUGCUAUAACAGAAUACCUGAGACUGGGUAAUUUAUAAGGAACAGAAAUGUACUGGCUCACAGAUAUGGUGGCUAAGAUGUCCAAUAUCAAGGUGCUGGCAUCUAGCAAGGACCUUCUUGUUGCAUCAUCCCACGGUUGAAAGGCAAAGAGAGGGUGAGAGAGCAAGAGGGGCCAAACUUAUUCUUUUGUAACAAACCCACCCCCUUGAUAAUGACAUUAAUCUUUUCAUAAGGGAGAGUCUUCAUGGCCAAAUCACCUCUUAAAGGUCCCACCUCUUGUGAAUCACCUGAGGUCAGGAGUUUGAGACCAGCCUGGCCAAUAUGGCGAAACCGCGCCUCUACUAAAGAUACAAAAAUUAGCUGGGUGUGGCGGUGGGUGCCUGUAAUCCCAGCUACUCAGGAGGCUGAGACAGGAGAAUCACUUGAACCUGGGAGGUGGAGGUUGCCGUGAGCCGAGAUUGUGCUAUUGUACUCCAGCCUGGGCAACAUGAGUGAAACUCUGUCUCAAAAAAAAAAAAAGGUCCCCCCUCUUAAUAUUGUUACAAUGGCAAUCAAGUUUCUUUUUUUAAUCCUGCAAACUACUGGGAUGGUAAUUACAUUUCAGUGUGAGUUUGGGAGGGAACAAACAUUCAAACUGUAGCAGUGCUUUUCCAUGCGCAUUUACCAAUCAAUACUUCCUCCUAUUCUCACCCUAUAUUUUCCAUGCCUCAGGCAAGUCUGAAUUAUCUUCAGCCAACUGAACAAUCCAUAAGUGUUUAUUUGUUAAAAGCUCACUAUGUACCUAGCACUGUAAAUAGAAAAAUAGCAACAUCUCUAUAUCAAAAUACGUAGGAGUGGAAAUUACUUAGUGGAAAUAUGUUGAUGUAAUUUUUUUUUUAAUUUUUAAAAACAAAACUCUUAUUCCUUGGCCAAUUAAAUGCAUUUCCUGCAGUAUCUA